Molecule: messenger RNA, 598 nt
Organism: Saccostrea cuccullata (small rock oyster)
Lineage: Eukaryota; Metazoa; Mollusca; Bivalvia; Ostreida; Ostreidae
Product: brevican core protein-like
Exons: 3
Coding region: 1-336 (111 amino acids)
Molecular function (GO): signaling receptor activity
Source: RefSeq, a predicted model, not a curated record
AUGUCGGAAUUCCCAUGGAUUGCCUGCAGGGGAAAUGGUUCGAAACUUGUAGAGAUUGAAACAACCGACGAAUAUGAUUUUGUUAAAGAACUGGCACAGGAUAUGAAUACGACUGCUGUUCACAUCGGUGGCACAGAUGCCCUUAGUGAUGGAACCAUGAUCUGGUGGUCAAGCCUUCAGCCGGUCAAUCUGACAGCGUGGGCGCCCGGCUUCUCCAACAACUUUUACACCACCGGAGAUGACUGUCUACUUCUAGAACAGUUUAACGAUUACAAAGUCAACACGGGCGACUGUAAUUCAAGGCUUAGUUAUAUCCGUGAAAGGGACCUUAAUUAGUUGAGGCACCCUUGAGUAAAAAUAAAGAGCAGUUAAUUCUAAGUAUGUUAACGACGUUCGAUCCUGAUAUUUAAAGUCUUAAACUUUUUUUGCCAAGUAUAUUUUUAGUUUCUACAUACAUAGCUUAAUUAAAAUUCAAAUCAAAAAAUGGGGGUCAAUAUGCUUCUUUUGGCGCUACAGUACAUUAAAUGUGACCUUUUUGCACUGAAAUUUGUGUAUUAAUCAAAAAUUACAUCUUCGCCGUUUUCCCUCCAAUAUUUUU